Triticum aestivum (bread wheat) is the source of this 658-nucleotide messenger RNA. RefSeq names its product zinc finger protein ZAT12-like. NCBI's taxonomy places the organism in Eukaryota, Viridiplantae, Streptophyta, Magnoliopsida, Poales, Poaceae. The transcript has a single exon. The record is from RefSeq and is a predicted model, not a curated record. Bases 68 to 658 code for a protein of 196 amino acids.
AAACACAGGCAAAUUCGAGGACCCUCGGAUCCAUGUACGCUGCGCUAUAUAUGGCCGUCCGCACUGCAUGCCUCCGGAGCACGUACCGUUCGUUCGCCGUGGCAGCGACAUCGACAUGAGCAAGAGGCGCGGGGCGACGGAGAGCGCCGGGAACGACCCGGCCGGCGCGCCGGUGCGCCUCCCGGGGUCGCCGCGGCGCGGCGCGAGCCGGGGCGGCGUGUUCGAGUGCAGGACGUGCGGCAGGCGGUUCCCGACGUACCAGGCGCUGGGCGGGCACCGGGCCAGCCACGGGCGACAUCUCCCCAGCGCCAGCGGGCUGCGCGACGGCGACGCCCUCGGGCUCCGGCUGCUGGAGCCACGCGGUGGAGAGGCGAGGCCGAGGACGCAUGGGUGCCCCGUCUGCGGCGUGGAGUUCGCUGUCGGGCAGGCGCUCGGCGGGCACAUGAAGCGGCACCGUGACAUGGCCGACGCCGACGCCGACGCGAACGCGCACGGCACCAUGGCGGCAACGUCCGUGAAGGAUGACGGCGCUGGAGCCGGCUGCACGGCCGAGAUCUGCCUGGACUUGAACCUGGCGCAGGCGGAGAACUGCGCAAAGUGCAGGAAUGCUAGGGCCAGCGGCGAAGCCCAGAGACCGCUACUAGGGUGGAAUCCGUGA